GGCGGUCCUCACCCGUUGUUCCCACUCUCCCUCAUGCAUGAUGCAGAGUCAUGUUUUCAGAGAACAUUCAAACGCUAGAAGGCAACGAGGUGGAUGAGCAACACUUACGGGAGAUCCUUUUGCCGGAAAUCCAGCUAGAAAUUGACCUCAGGAAUCGACUUACGCAAACGGUGGAGUCAAGAAUUACAUGGGCAACAUUACUGCAAGGAUCUCUUUCCAAAGGAGGAAGCCUUGGAAAUGAUUCUGCAACGUUUAAGAUGGCGGCUUUAGAUGCCCUUUCUGCGAUUGAAGAACCUUCGAAAUUGUUUUUGGACCAUGAAACGAUUCACAAAGCAUCAUUUGCCUCCCUUAUUCCAACGGCUGUACCUCCUGGUCGCAAGAAUCGUCCGCUCCCACGAGAAAGCAGAGCAACGCGUUCUCGACAAAAUUCCAGAUUUCUUUACAUUCGCACCGACAAUCAAACCAACAUCUUGACGUGUCCGGAGUGCCAGCGGACGCAGUUCUCGUCAAUCCAAGGCCUGUAUAAUCACGCUCGAAUCGCUCACCGGCUGGAAUGGGGCAACCAUGAUGACUGCGUUCGCGCUUGCUCCGUUCCGCGGAAUGAUCUUGAUCUGAGUGACGGAGUGGAAGUGACCCUCACUCUUCUUGGCGUACGAGGGUUAUUCGAGAGAGCGGUGGAAGAGCCUUCGCCCUUGCUACUGCUAGAUACCAUGGAUGUUGACGAGCCCGUUCCAGACCCGGAGGUCACUAACCAUAUUCGCCAGACAUUGGGUGUUCACGCUGAGACCUUCGCACUGGCAUCUGUUCUAGGAAAAGAGGUCAAGAGAAGGGAAAUACGUGCUAGGAAUGAAGAUGAAGACGUUGAUAUCGAUGGUCUUGCCAACAAGCGUCUCAGGUGGCACAUGCCCAGGAUACAUACAAGUUCGGCGAAACUAGAACCUCCCAGGGAGGAAACUGUUCACGCUCCCACAACUGUCCACGAAGCAAAGGUCUUUGUGCCUGAAUCCGUUGGUCGAUUGUCAAUUCUCGGUGUGCAACCAAGCUCUAGUAGGUUCCAUAUUACCGCUCGCGUCAUCGUUAUGGACCGUAGUUUACAUCUUCCCGCUGGGAUGCGACCAGAGGAAGCCACAUAUACACAUAAAUGGAUGCUAUCUGUCCAAGCGCCCUCAUACAGUAUUGAUAUCACGACUAUAUUGAGCCGCAUCACUGUGACCUCCCUAUCCGACUGUCAUACUUUCUCUCCUUUAAUUGUUGCUCAACCGCCCUUCGUCGUCAUGGGUGUAGCUGCCAGACCUUUCUUGGCGAGAGUUGAACUGCUCUUUAGUCAUGCUCGAGGACAGGAUCCAGAAGGCCAGAAGUUCAUCCUGGAACACUGGGUCGAUGUCAGUCUCUUUUUCGGCCCCUCCGGCUCUCUUUCAUGUACUGAUCACAUCUAUCAGCUCGCAUCUGCGCGAUCUUCCAAACUACCGGUAGAGGGAGAACAACAAGUCGUUGAUAUCGAGCUUGACAAGGAAACUGUAUUUUUGCCUGCGAAGACCAACUACGUCGCAGUUGAUGACAAGGAACAUUGGCAGCAAGAAAUUAGUGUCGAUCCAACAGAUUUCUCCAUCCCGGGCAAUCUGAUCAGUAUGGCUAUCGUGGAUCAUCCCUCGACUUCCUCCAAGAACAUCAGCGAGACAGCAAAGCUGCCAAAAACAGCGCCUUCUGCUGAACUUGGUUAUCCGAUGGUUCUCCGAGAACUACUGCCUAAUUUUCCUGUGACAUUGGAAGGCGUGAUACCAAAGCGAGGAGUAGCACCGCCUACGGUUCCUUACACCCUCGUCGCUUCUUCUGACGAAUUCCACGAAUUGGUUCUGGGUCGACGCAAGGCGAUUGAGUGGGGUCGUGCCUCUGCCAUCCGAGAGGCCUACACUGAGGUAGUGAAAGAGACUCAUAGGGAACUCGAACUCGAUAGAUUAUCGACAGCGGAUGUCUUCUGUUGGCUGGAGGCAGAGGGCCUCUUCCUAAGGACUAAAUCACCUUUAGCAGCCAAACAACAGCCACAGGCCACUGAGAGGCUCCACGCAGAACGAUGGUGCACCUGCUGUGGACUGGUUUCUCGCGUUCAUAGCAAUAACAAAAGUGGUGGCGACUCUUUUGCCUGCAAUAUAAUCCCGAGUGAAUGGCAAAUAUCCAGAAUGCCCCUUAUCAACCUGCACAAAAUCCUGGCUACUCCCCAGACGCUUUCUCUCAGCUGUCCCACUGGCACACAUGAUGAGCGAAAUUGGAGCAAUGCUCAGAUCGUCCAAGCGUCUAACCCAAAUUUGCUUCUCUCCAUCAAGGAGGUCAUACGCGUUUUGAACCUGCCAGCUUUUCUAUCUAACGAAGGCAGUUCAUCGAUCUUUCCUAUCGACACCGUCGGUCGCGAUGCGUCCGAGGUAACACAGGCGUUCGCUCCUUAUGGCGUUCUUGCCUUGGUUGCUGAAUGCUUCAUCACGAAGUUAGUGUUAGGAGGUCUGGAUAUUUCAUCUCGUUUUCAGCACCGAAGCCCAAGCAGACGAAGGUUGCUGACACCAAUGCAUGUAGCACAAGGAUUAGUGGUUGGGAAGAAUCGCGAUCAGACUGGGUUGGCUAUGUUUUAUGCCUUGGCGAGAAUUGGAAGACAGAUGGAAUCGGAAGGUGCUGAUGUUAAAACUUCAAAUACAUUUACAACCAGGGGAGAAAGUCUUGUGUAGUGACAGGAACAUGAAUUGUAUAUGAUACACAACCGUGGUAUCGA
This is a messenger RNA of Guyanagaster necrorhizus, 2758 nucleotides long. RefSeq lists its product as uncharacterized. The transcript is spliced from 6 exons. The record is from RefSeq and is a predicted model, not a curated record. NCBI's taxonomy places the organism in Eukaryota, Fungi, Basidiomycota, Agaricomycetes, Agaricales, Physalacriaceae. The coding region runs from base 51 to 2714 and encodes 887 amino acids.